Rattus norvegicus (Norway rat) is the source of this 7380-nucleotide messenger RNA. The record is from RefSeq and is a predicted model, not a curated record. Lineage: Eukaryota; Metazoa; Chordata; Mammalia; Rodentia; Muridae.
GGAGAGUUGUCCCGGGUGGGGAAGCUUUGAGGAGUGGUCUGCUCGCGUCCAAGUUCAGGCUAGCGGAGAGGCUUGGUCCCUCGGCGGCCUCGGACAUUUGAAGCUUCCUUGGUGUGGGGAUGUCCCUUUUCACCGUGCUGCGCGAUGGGGGCAGCCGAAGAGAGAAGGAAGCUCGGCGUGGAACACCUGGGGCCUGGAUUCCGAGGCACAGCCAGGCCCGCUGGGACACCUGAAGGAUUGUCGUCUGUGUGAUGGACGGGGCUGUGUGUCCCCCCCACCCCACCCCACCCUUUCCCUUGUCAGAGCCGGGACUGAUAAAGGGAAAAGGGGGAGAAAACCCCGCUUCCCCGGCCGCCCAGUGUUGUGGACUUUACGACGCCCUUACCCAUAACCCGACCUUAGCACUAGGAAUUUGGGACACAGGGAGGUCUCCACACUUCUGGCCCACCGUAGAGGCUUGAAACGCCAAUUGCAUAUUUCAGAACGGCAGUGUGUCGUGUUCUUGAGCAGAUAUUUAGGAGGUACGACAACUGACUUCUGGCUGCACACGUUCUAGCCCUCGUUUUCCUCCAUUUUUGAAAAGGGCUUGUUCAUAGACCACUGGUCGGUCGGGGAAUACUGUCUACGAGAAAGACUGUUUUCGUUGUUUGUCCUUUGAAAUAAUAAAACGGAUUGUACUGCAUGGAUCAAGAGACUCUUAGGCUCAAAACUGAACAGUGACUUUGAAACAUUAUUUGCGACAUCUUUAAAAGAAAAUGGUCAGAGUAUGAGGAAUCCUUCCAUAGUUUCCAAAGCCGUUACGAACAUUUGCUUUGUGCCCUAUCCAAAAAAAUAAAAAUUGCACGUUUGGCAGGACAUAUUUAAGAGGCUCUGAACGGUGAAACUUAAACACUAAAACUAAUGUUUUGAAUGUUUAAUUUUUUUUCUACUUAAUCAGACUUGGGUAGUUAACCUAAAUUUAUACCUGUGAUUUUUAAAGUUAGCUUUCUUGUAAUUCUUAAAUUUAUUAGGCUCAUAAGAAAACUGAUGAAAAGUAGACCCACAGUGUAAAUAUUUUUUCCCCUGUACGUAGUGUGUAGGUAAGAACUGCGACUUUUAGCAGUCUAAUGAUCCAAAUAAAAUUCCUUGAUCCAAGCCUCAAAAAUGGCUUCUUGAAUUUGGCAGUAUGAACAUUGUAAAAGUAGAUAAUUAAUAUGAGUUUUUUUCCGUUUUUUUUUUUCUUCAGAUUUUAUGGGAUGUUUAACAGCAACCCAGAUUUCUCUCCAUUAGAUACCAGUAGGAUGUCAUUCCUAGCUGUAAGAAAGGGGGUAGGGAGGGGCUUUACACACUUUUACACACUGUCAGCAUAUCCCCUGAAGAGAAAGCCCUGCCUUGUUAAAACCUUAAGGAAAUGACAGGAUCUUCCUAAUUGGAAUAGUUAGGUUUGUGUCCCACUAACACGCUGUAACUUUGUCUCUUAAUGCCUGGAAACUCUCGUUAAAAAAUCAUCUUUGUUAUUCAGAUUCCGCUUUCAGUGCCUUGAAUUCCAACUCGCCUCCCAUUCUGUUUUGGAAUUGUGAUGUCUUUCCAUAUGCUCUACUUGGAAUUCAUGUAUAUUCUUUUGCAAACAUUGCUGAAGCAUCUCAAAAUGGAAUCACUUUUGAGCUUGGUUACUUACAACAAGAAAACCUCACAUCUACUUGCCAGACUUUUAUUUUGGAAAGUUCAAAUUUAAAAGAAUAUGCAGAACACUGUACUGAUGAAGGUUUUAUUCCAGCCUGCUUACUGUCCUUAUUUGGAAAAAACUUGACAACAAUUUUAAAUGAGUAUGUAGCUAUGAAAGCAAAAGAAACAUCAAAUGAUGUCCCAACAAUAAUGUCAUCUCUGUGGAAGAAGCUGGACCACACGCUCUCUCAGAUCAGGAGCAUGCAGAGUUCUCCAGGGUUUGCUGCCCAUCAGAGAGCUCGAACAAGAAAUGGAAUUGCAGAAAUCAAGCGGCAGCGAUGGCUGGCAUCUCAAGCAGCUCCCGUUAGCUCAGAGUUGCUGGUUUUACCUUACGCUUCAGGACAGUUCACCACUUCUCCUUUGGCAGCCACACAAACUAUCAAACCAACUGGACAGAUUUCAACUCCAGUGAGGUCAAAUAUUGUGGUGGUCAACCAUUCACAGACACAAAAUACUGUAACUAAUACAGCUGGAGAAUCUUUGAAUAUCAUUCCUGGUCCUCAGGAAAGGAAAACUCAAACCAGUUUAAUGUCUCCUGGUAGACGUAAAAGUGAAUCACAAAAGAAGAGUCUCCCGUCAUCUGGAGCACAUUCAUCAAGGAAUCUUCAGGAUCCAAAUGCAUUUGCAGUAGAAAAACAAAUGGUCAUUGAAAAUGCAAGAGAGAAAAUAUUAAGCAACAAAUCUCUUCAAGAAAAACUAGCAGAAAACAUAAAUAAGUUUUUGACUAGUGAUAGUAAUAUUGCUCAAGUACCUAAACAGACAGAAAGCAGCCUGACAGAGCCAGAAACGUCAAUUGAUGAACUCCUAGGACUUCCGAGUGAAAUCCACAUGUCUGAAGAAGCAAUACAAGAUAUACUGGAGCAGACAGAAUCAGACCCAGCCUUUCAGGCACUCUUUGAUCUAUUUGACUAUGGUAAAACAAAGAACAAUAAAAACAUAUCACAAAGUGUCUCUAGUCAAUCAGUGGAGACUAAUCCUAAUAUAGUCAUACCUGAAGAAACUAAUCUAACAAUUAAAAGUUCUUUUGAAACAGAAGAAUCAGAUGGGCAAUCUGGUCAGCCUCCAUUUUGUACAUCCUAUCAAAACGAAGAUGUAGUGUUAAAUGAUCUGAAGAGUGGCAACAACCAUGACGUUCUUCCACAGGAGUCCCAGGGAAACUUCUCCCAAAUAAGCGCUAACAUUCAAAAAACAGCUGUACCUGCUGAACAGAAGUGUGCCCUUGACAUUACCUUUGAGUCUGUGUCUAACUUAAGUGAUUUUAACCAAAGAGGAAGCGCUACUGAAUGUGAUGAACAUUGUUCUGAGUUAUACACCAGUCAGAUGCCCACUGACGCUGGAGCGGCUGUGGGUGAAGAGAGUUCUCUGUCUCCAGAUUCACUGAACCAGUCUCAGUAUCAGCCUGAUCAGCCCCGCGUGCCAGUCACUUCAUUUGUAUCUCUUGGUGGUGAGACCAAUGACAAAAACUUAAUUCUCUCGGGGAAAAAUUCCCAGCUUUUGUCCCAAAGUACUCCACUAACUGGAAAGCCAUCUAAAAGUCAAUUUUGUGAAAAUUCUAAUAAUAUAAUAAAAGUAAAAACUAAUUCUCAUGCUUCUGAGUCACCAGAUUCUAGUGACACUCACAGCAGUAAAGAUGAAACUAACAGUAAAUCACCAGUUGCUGCCCAGACACAACCAGAUUGCCAAGAUAAUUCUCCACUGCAAAGCAGAACAUCUCCUGUGAUUAUUGAAGGUUUAGGUGUAAAUGUGACUGAAAAAAUAGAAAUUAGUAUUGAAGAAACAUCCCCUUCAGAUAAACAGCUACCUAAUGAUUCAGCUUCUGUUGACUUAAAUCCUAUGGGAAGCGAGUCAGAGCCACUUCAGUCUGAGAACACUCAAGAGCCUCCUUCUGUGAAAGAUGGAGAUACUAUUUUUCUCUCUUUGAGUGGACAUAACGGCUGUGAAGAAGUUGCACUGGUUCCUGGAGAAGGUAAUCCUGUAAAAAAUAAUCAUUCACUUUCUUCAGAAUCUGGUGGUUCGGUGGGAGUCUCUGCUGAGACCCAAAAUACUGAUGGCAAAGCUAGCGACCCAGCAGAGGUAGAUGCGUCAAGCAUUGUCUCUCUCAAAAUCAUCAUUAGUGAUGACCCAUUUGUUUCCUCAGAUGCAGAGCUUAACAGUGCUGUGUCUAGUAUCAGUGGAGAAAACUUACCAACGAUAAUUCUGUCUUCUAAAUCUCCUGCCAAAAAUGCAGAAUUCGUUACAUGCCUAUCUUCAGAAGAAACUGCAAGUGCUGUUGUAUCUGUUGAAGUAGGUGAUUCUGGCUCCAUGGAGCAGAACCUUUUAGUGCUCAAACCUGAGGAACCCACGGUAAACAGCACUCAGAAUGAAGAUGGCAUUGCUUUUUCAGCCAAUGUUGCACCAUGUGUUCCUAAGGACGGAGGAUUCAUACAAUUGAUGCCUGCUACAAGCACGGCGUUUGGCAAUUCAAGUAACAUUCUGAUAGCUACCUGUAUGACUGACCCAACAGCCUUGGGACCAACUGUCAGUCAGUCUAAUGUAGUAGUGUUGCCCGGGAGUUCUGCACCUUUGACUGCACAGCCUCCUCCACAGCAGUUACAGACGCCACCUAAGUCUAACAGUGCAUUUGCUGUCAGCCAAGCCGUGUCACCAAACUUUUCACAAGGAUCUGCCAUCAUAAUUGCUUCUCCAGUACAGCCUGUUCUUCAAGGAAUGGUGGGGAUGAUACCUGUGUCUGUAGUUGGACAGAAUGGAAAUACAUUCUCCACUCCUCCUCAGCAGGUCCUUCAUAUGCCUUUAGCAGCACCUGUUUGUAAUAGAAGUAUCACUCAAUUCCCCAUUCCUCAAAAAUCCCAGAAGGCUCAGGGACUCAGAAACAAGCCUAUUACAGGAAAACAGGUAAAUAAUUUGACAAGCUUGUCCAGUCUUUCAGAAGCAUGUCAUACACAAAGUAGAACUGAAGCUUCUGAUAAGAAUACAGCCACUGAACUUGGGAAAAAAAUGGAAGACACUACAAUUCCCCUAUCAGCAGAGAGGGUAGCUCCUCCCAGCAGGCCAUUUGAAAGUCAUAGGCGGGUGCUUUGUUUUGAUAGUACUGUUUCUUCUGUUGCAAAUACACAGGGGCCACUAUAUAAAGUGACCUCCCAAAACAAAGAAAAGAAGGAAACAUCUUUUCCUCGCCUUGACUCACCCAUUCUGUCCUCUACCUUAAAAUCACCUACUAAUAAUGCCAUCAAGAGAGAGAGGGAAAAAACUGUGCCCAAGAUUUUAUCUAAAUCAGAAACUGCCUCCAGUCGACACACCACUGUGAAAGAAGUCCAGUCUGAAAAGAAAGUUUCCCCCAUAGAAACGACCCUUGAAUCUUUCCAUAAAGCAACAGCAAACAAGGAGAAUGAACUGUGCAGUGAUGGGGAAAGGCCGAAGAAUCCAGACACCUCAAAACUGCCUGGCGGGCAGCAGAAUGGGAGCUUGAAGAAUGAAAAAGCCAUGGCCUCACUGCAGGAAUUGACCAGAAAACAAGCCACACCCUCAAACAAUAAAAAUGCCACUACUGUAAGUGGGACUGUGAAGGAUCAAAAACAAGAGCAGAGUAAACCUGCCGGCUCGUUAACUGGGCUAGAAACUCUGCAGGAUGUUCCACUACACAACCCAGCAAAUAGGACUGCUGAUAGUGACUUGCCGGGACCCCGGACGACUGGCGCAGGAGCAGGAGAAAAGCAUAAAGAAGAGCCUACUGACAGUAUGAAGGCCCCUGCUAGUAGACGCUGUGGUGAGGAAGGCAGCGUGCCCAGAGCAAUGAUCCCAGCUGUCACUGCUGACUUGCCUGCCUGCAGCCCAGCCAGUGAAACGGGCAGCGAAAACAGCGUGAGCAUGGCUGCCCACACGCUCAUGAUUCUCUCUAGAGCAGCAAUUGCUAGGACUACAGCAACUCCUCUAAAAGAUAACACGCAGCAAUUUAGAACAUCUUCAAGGAGCACUACGAAGAAACGAAAAAUUGAGGAAUUAGAUGAGUGUGAGAGGAACUCCCGCACUUCUAGUAAAAAUCUUGCAAAUUCAUCAGUACCAAUGAAAAAGAAGAAAAUCAAGAAAAAGAAGCUACCUAGUUCAUUUCCAGCAGGAAUGGAUGUGGACAAGUUCUUGCUAUCACUGCAUUAUGAUGAGUGAAGGACACCCUGACAUAGAGACCAGUAGCUAUUUAAAACUAGUGUCCUUCAGACUGCGCGUAGGAAAUGGGAUAGAGACAGACUGCAAACAUGACCUGCACUUUGACUGUACUGAGGUUUCACUUUAUAUCUAAGUCAUGCUGUUUCUGAAGCAGCUUCCUAGUUUGUAAAUAGACUUUCAUGGAAUAUUUGUAUUUUAGACAAAAAGAACAUACGCAGAAAUGUAAGUAAACCCUGUCUGCAAAACUGUAUAGCUGUGACACUGUAUAUUGUACAUGUGUACAUUGUGUAAAAUAGAGCUUAAAUCAACCUAACGUUCCCACACUGUCUUGAUUGACUUCCUGUGAUGCCCGAGGCUUAUUCUUCUGGAGUAGUUUCUCAUCUCCUUUGGAGGAAGAUGAUGAUUAUUCUUAUAAAUUACCUUCAGCCAAUACUAGAUAAGCCACUAAGUAAAAAAUAAUAAUGAUGACCACCUCAACUGGUUAGUAAAAUAUCUAAUCAGAAAACAACAGUUUGAUGAUUUCCCCCUAGAGUCAAUAUUUUAUCACCCUAAAUAAAUUUCAGUAAAAUCUAUAUUUCUGAAGUUUUAUACUUUAUUCUGAUCAUCUAUCCUCUUUGUUUUAAAGAGAUUUUUAUAAACCAUUUAUUAAGUGUUCUGAUAUUUCACUUACAACUUUUUGAAAUUUUUUACAGAACAUUAAGUGGUUAGACUAUUGAGCCAUAAAAAUUUGAGUUGUGUAGUAGUCGAGAUUUCUUGAUUAUAUGUAAACUUUCCCUAAGCACUGGGAAUACAAAGAAUUGCACUAAUUCAUAGACUUUUCAUAUACUAGUGACCAAUGCACAUUAAUUUAAAUCUUGUAUGUAAAAGCUUAUAUGGAGGAUUGUCUUCUGGUGUCUUCGAAAGUCAUGUCCAUCUUAAGAUGUAAAAAUGAAAAUCAUAGUUAUAUUGUAAUUUAGUUUACCCUCAAAUGGGAUAUGUAAAUAACUGUGUUUAUACAUAACCUAUAGAACCUCGCGUUCUUUAAAGUGUUAUAAAUAAUUACUCUCAAAAGGUCCUUAGGGGAGUGAGAGGUGCCUUCUCUGUUAGACUGACUCAUAAACAACAGUCAAGUUGAAAAGCUGGCUUAAACUUUAAAGGAAUGACAGAAAUUAUCAUUAAUACUUGACCGAUUGUGCCUAGAUAUUGAAGUGUUUUCUUAAGUUCUUACUGCUUAAAUAUCAGUAUAUUAAGGUUUUUUUCUACGGGUGUAUAUUUUAUUAAAAAGUCACUUUCUUCAACCAUUUUUUGUACUGGGCCUUUAAGAAAUAAAUCCAUCCAACUGUAACAACAAAAAACGUCUUCAAUAUAUAAAUUAUGUCUUUUUACUUGCUAGAUUUUACUGUACAGAUUUAUAUUUUGAGAAAUUUUAUAUGACUAUGAUAUAUACCUAAGGGACUAAGCAUACAGCUAAUGUUUAUAUAACUCAGCUUGGGUCUAUCCUACGGUUAGGUUUGAAUAAAUAUAUUUUCAUUAACUUUA